CUAUGGCUUUGCACUCCGGUAUAGGUUUUUCCAAGAUCCUCGUCAUAGCCGGAACAGGGUACACUACCACUGUUUUGUUCAAUAACCAUAAAUUAUCGGACUUGCUCGGAGAGAAGCUUUUCUCAGAAGCUAGAGAGAGAAACAAAAUCAGCAGAGUAAAGAGAGAGAGAGCUUCGAUCGACAAUGGUGUAUUGGGAAGUCCGGCGGUGCCGCCGUUAUCGACGGCGGACUCGCCACAGAGCUCGAACGCCAUGGCGCGGACCUCAACGAUCCUCUAUGGAGCGCCAAAUGCCUUCUCACUUCCCCUCACCUUAUUCGUGGGGCCACCCUUGGGUUCAAGUUGGUGGUGUUGCUCCUGACAAACCUCUUGAUUCCGCUGUUUUAUAGCGCUUGAAACAAUUCUCUACUAUGAACAAGCUGAAGAAAAUAGCCAUUAGGAUGUCGAUAAUAGUGGACAGAUCACUCUUGAGGAACUAAAGAAUGGUUUGGAAAAGGUAGAUGCAAAUCUCAAGGAUUCCGAAAUAAGUGGACUAAUGCAAGCGGUAAGUAAUGAUUCUGAGUAAUGAUUCUGAUUCAGGGAACUGUAAUAAGGCUUGUAAAAAUUGUAUAAUCAAUCUUGUUUGCUAUUUAUUGAAACCUAUUCCGGUUGUUUUGUUAAAAAUAAAAUUAUUUCCUGAAUCGUUCUUUCC
Messenger RNA from Cannabis sativa, 689 nucleotides. RefSeq lists its product as uncharacterized. NCBI's taxonomy places the organism in Eukaryota, Viridiplantae, Streptophyta, Magnoliopsida, Rosales, Cannabaceae. Bases 3 to 359 code for a protein of 118 amino acids. The record is from RefSeq and is a predicted model, not a curated record. The transcript has 5 exons.